AUGGAUGUUGCCGCUUUACGAGACCGCAUACAGUCUACCCUCGACCCCAAUGCGGACAAUCGACGCCAAGCUGAAUUGGAUUUGAAAUAUGCCGAGACGCAACCUGGAUUCAUAAAUGCGCUCUUGGAUAUUUUGCAGGGGGAACAGAACAAUGCCGUCCAACUGUCGGCCGGUGUUUACCUGAAGAACCGCAUCAACCGUGGUUGGUCCCCUGUCGAAGAAAGUCCGCUGCGCACACCGAUUCCCGAGGAGGAGAAACCGGGGUUCCGUGAGAGGCUGAUUCCCGCCCUGGCAUCCACGCCGCCGAAUGUUCGGGCUCAACUGGUUCCUCUUCUUCAGAAAAUCCUUCAGCAUGAUUUCCCCGAGCAGUGGCCCGGUUUCCUGGACAUCACUCUCCAGUUGCUGGGCAUGAACGAUGCCAACUCCGUCUACGCUGGUUUGCAGUGCCUGCUGGCCAUCUGCCGUGUAUACCGAUUCAAGGCCGGAGAGAAGAGGGAGGAAUUCGAUAAGAUCGUCGAGCACUCGUUCCCUCAGCUGUUGAACAUCGGUCUGAAGCUUGUCGAUGAGGAAAGUCUGGAGGCGGCGGAAAUGCUCCGCAUCGUGGUCAAGUCCUACAAGCAUGCUAUCUACGUGGGUGAACCAAGAAGAGAUGAGAGGUUUUCAAUUCGGUUCGAACUCUCGCCGCAUCUCCAAACACAACAAGCGACGGUGGAUUGGUGCACGCUCUUCCUGCGUAUCAUCGCUAAGGAGCCUCCUGCCAGCGCUAUGAACGAGUCGAAGGAGGAGAGAGAGCUCAACCACUGGUGGAAGUGCAAGAAGUGGUCGUAUGCCAACCUGAACCGUCUCUUUAUCAGGUACGGAAACCCUACGACGAUGAGCAAGUCGAGCACUCCCGACUACACCCAGUACGGCAAGGCUUUCAUCACUACUUUCGCCCCCGAAAUUCUCAAGGGAUACCUGCAGGAAAUCGACAAGUGGGUGUCCAAGGGACAGUGGCUCAGCAACCCCGCGCUUGCUUACACCAUGAUCUUCCUCGAGGAGUGUGUCAAGCCGAAGGCUAUGUGGGAGCACCUGAAGCCUCACAUGGACAACUUGAUCGCUCACUUCAUCUUCCCCAUCCUGUGCCAGUCCGAUGAAGACAUUGAAUUGUUCGAGACCGAUCCCUCCGAGUACCUUCACCGCAAGUUGAACUUCUACGAGGAAGUUUCGGCCCCCGACGUUGCCGCUACCAACUUCCUGGUGGCCCUCACCAAGAACCGCAAGAAGCAAACCUUCUCCAUCCUUACGUUCGUUAACAGCGUCGUCAGCAAGUACGAGUCUGCUCCCGAUGACCAGAAGCUGCCCAGAGAGAAGGAGGGUGCUCUGCGCAUGAUUGGUUCCCUGGCUUCUGUCAUCCUUGGCAAGAAGAGCCCCAUCGCGGAUCAGGUGGAAUAUUUCUUCGUCCGCCAUGUUUUCCCCGAGUUCCGCAGUCCCCACGGUUUCCUCAGGGCUCGUGCCUGUGACACUCUGGAGAAGUUCGAAGCUCUGGACUUCCAGGAUCCCAACAAUCUGAUGAUCAUCUACCGCAACAUCCUCGAGUCUAUGACUGACUCCGAACUGCCUGUCAGAGUCGAGGCCGCGCUCGCUCUGCAGCCCCUCAUUCGCCACGAUAUUAUCAGGACUUCCAUGCAGCAGAACAUUCCCCAGAUCAUGCAGCAGCUGCUCAAGCUCGCAAACGAGGUUGAUGUGGAUGCUCUCGCCAAUGUGAUGGAGGACUUUGUCGAGGUCUUCUCCGCCGAACUCACUCCCUUCGCUGUGGCACUCAGCGAGCAGCUUCGUGACACCUACAUGCGUAUCGUCGGCGAGCUCUUGGAGCGCAAUGCGGCCAAGGGUGACGAGGAUGCGUACGGCGAUUUCUUGGAUGACAAGAGCAUCACCGCUCUGGGUGUCUUGCAAACGAUCGGAACCCUGAUCCUGACCCUGGAGAGCACACCCGAUGUCCUUCUCCACCUCGAGACGAUCCUCAUGCCUGUUAUCAGCAUCACUCUUGAGAACAAGCUCUAUGACCUUUACAAUGAGGUCUUUGAGAUCAUCGACAGCUGCACUUUCGCUUCCAAGUCCAUCUCUCCCACGAUGUGGCAGGCCUUUGAGCUCAUCCACAAGACCUUCAAGGCUGGCGCUGAGCUGUACCUGGAAGACAUGCUUCCCGCCCUGGACAACUAUGUUGCCUACGGCUCGCAAACGAUGGUCCAGACUCCUGCUUACCUUGCUGCUGUUGUCAGCAUGGUUGAGGACAUCUUCCAAGAUGAGAAGGUCGGCGGUGUCGAUCGGAUUUGCGGCUGCAAGCUCGCAGAGACGCUGAUGCUGAACCUCCGCGGUGGUAUCGAUCAAUACAUCCCCGUUUUCAUUGAGCUGGCGAUGCGCGUCAUCGACGCCGGCGAGGCCCGGACGAAGUCUUACCGCAUCCACUUGAUGGAGAUGGUCAUCAACGCCAUCUACUACAACCCCGUUCUCAGUCUUCAGGUUCUGGAAGCCAAGGGCUGGACGAACAAGUUCUUCAGCACUUGGUUCUCCAACAUCGACAACUUCCGCAGAGUCCACGACAAGAAGCUGUCGAUUGCCGCGAUCAGCUCUUUGUUGACCUUGAAUGCCAAUGAUGUCCCGGCUAGCGUUCAGCAAGGCUGGCCCAGAUUGCUCCAGGGAGUGACCAGGCUCUUCCAGACCCUGCCGGCGGCCAUUAAGCAUCGUGAGGAUGCUACCAAGGAGUCGGACUUCACCUUCGAUGAGGAAGAGGACGAAGGUGAUGAGGAGAACGACUGGGAUGGCGAGGUUGAGUGGACCGAGCAGGAUGAGGCUGAGGCGCUCUUGGAGGGUGAUGUCCCUGAUGACAGUGCCGCUUACCUUGACUUCCUGAACAAGGAGGCCCAGAAGUUCGGCUCUUUUGCCGAUGAAGACGAGGAUGACCUUGAUGAGGAGAGCCUGCUGGAGACCCCUCUGGACAAGGUUGAGCCUUAUGGCAUGUUCAAGCACGUUCUUAUGAGUACGUCCAUGUUCGACUAUUUGAAGUGUACGGCCACUGACAAUGAAAUAGGCCUCCAACAAGAACAGCCCCAGCUCUACGAAAACCUUGCGAAGAUCCUGAGCCAAGAGGAACAGCAAGUCCUCCAGUCCGUGUUCCACGAGGCUGAAGCGAAGGCUUUGGCGGCGGCCAACGCCGAGGCGGCUGGUGUCCAGACCAAUGGGAACUAG
Aspergillus vadensis CBS 113365 is the source of this 3228-nucleotide messenger RNA. Its product is annotated as putative nonsense-mediated mRNA decay protein (Nmd5). Gene Ontology annotation, biological process: protein import into nucleus. The coding region runs from base 1 to 3228 and encodes 1075 amino acids. Gene Ontology annotation, cellular component: nuclear envelope; cytosol. The record is from RefSeq and is a predicted model, not a curated record. NCBI's taxonomy places the organism in Eukaryota, Fungi, Ascomycota, Eurotiomycetes, Eurotiales, Aspergillaceae. The transcript is spliced from 7 exons. Gene Ontology annotation, molecular function: small GTPase binding.